Puntigrus tetrazona (Sumatra barb) is the source of this 981-nucleotide messenger RNA. Its product is annotated as olfactory receptor 24-like. The coding region runs from base 1 to 981 and encodes 326 amino acids. Gene Ontology annotation, molecular function: olfactory receptor activity. NCBI's taxonomy places the organism in Eukaryota, Metazoa, Chordata, Actinopteri, Cypriniformes, Cyprinidae. The record is from RefSeq and is a predicted model, not a curated record. Gene Ontology annotation, biological process: G protein-coupled receptor signaling pathway. The transcript has a single exon. Gene Ontology annotation, cellular component: membrane.
AUGGCUGGAAACCUUUCAAAUCCCGCUUUCACAUUUAAUCUCAAAAUUGGAAAAUUUGAUAUCCAUCCCACAGCAAUAUAUCCGGUGUUCUUGGCUGGAGCUCUGAUCUACUUGUUCUCUGUGAUCUGUAAUGGAACCAUUCUUGGACUGAUAGUCACUCAGAGAAGCCUUCACAAGCCGAUGUUCUACAUCCUGUUCGGUCUUCCUCUAACCGAUUUAAUGGGAAUCACAGUCUGUCUGCCCAGGGUGCUUUUGGACAUUUUAACGGAAACAAAUGAUGUAUAUUACCCUACGUGUGUUCUUCAGGGUUUUUUGCUACAUUUUUAUGGGGGUUCAAUACCUUUUCUACUGGCAGCCAUGUCAGUAGACCGGUACAUAGCGAUAUGCGACCCGCUCAGGUAUAACUCUAUCAUGACUCCUUGUAAAGUAUGUGGAAUCAUAACGCUGGUGUGGGGCCUUGACUUUACCUUAAUACUAGUGUUGUUUUCGCUUCAGUCUAGAAUGGUAAAAUGCAAAUCUUUUAUUACCAACGUGUACUGUGACAACCCAUCUUUGCUUUUACUUUCAUGUGGAGGGGAUAUGACUGUAAACAACAUUUAUGGUUUAUUUAUAACAGCCUUUAUUCAGAUCAGCAGUAUCUCUAUCCAGCUGUUCUCUUAUACACAGAUUCUCAUCACGUGCAUUAAACAAACACACGCCGAUUCGAGAGUUAAGGCUCUAAAUACAUGUAUAGGCCAGAUUGCUGCAUUUCUGCUCUUUGAAAUAGUGACAACCAUUGCUAUAAUGUCAUAUAGGAUCCCCAACAUUUCUUCCAAUGCACAGAGAAUUUGUGGUUUGAUGAUUUAUACAGUCCUUCCGACUGUCAAUCCAAUCAUAUACGGAAUGAAAACUAAAGAUGUUAGAAUAGCUUUCGUUUUGCUUUUGAAAAAGCACAAAGUCAGCCCAGGUAAAAAUACGCCCGCUAUUAAAAACAGAAAAUAA